Molecule: messenger RNA, 1308 nt
Organism: Zymoseptoria tritici IPO323
Lineage: Eukaryota; Fungi; Ascomycota; Dothideomycetes; Mycosphaerellales; Mycosphaerellaceae
Exons: 2
Coding region: 94-1308 (404 amino acids)
Biological process (GO): proteasome-mediated ubiquitin-dependent protein catabolic process
Cellular component (GO): nucleus; cytoplasm; GID complex
Molecular function (GO): protein binding; ubiquitin protein ligase activity
Source: RefSeq, a predicted model, not a curated record
UCCACCACGAUCCACCGAUCACGAUCCACACCAUACCGAAGCGCGUGAACUCGACAUGACCGAAUUCUCAGACUCAUAACACAACAUUUCACCAUGGACGCCCUCAUCGCCGCCCACGAGCAGCAGGAGAAGAAGGGCAACCUCUCCGCCGCCAUCACAGACGUCCAGAAGCUCAUCGACCUCCUCCAAAAUGCCCGCGAUGCCGUUGCCGACAAUCCCGACAUGGCGCCUCUGCACCUGGCCAAGCUUCAAAAACCCGUGAAACAGUCCUUCACGAACCUGGAGGACGAUCUGAAAGAAGUCAACAAGGGCCUGAACGCCUAUCGGAAGGCGCUGGACAACAAGUUCAAGAACGCUGUUCUACCCACAGCUUCGAACGAUGCGCUCGCCAGCCAGCCGCAGCUCAUCAAUCGAGCUAUUGCUAUGCAUUUAUUGAGGGAAGGGAAAUUCGACGUUGCUAAGACCUUCGUCCGAGAGGUGCAAGAGAACCCUGUGAGAUCAGGCGUAGUAGAUGGAGACACACAAAUGGAAGGCACAGCAGAAGGCACAGCAGAAGGCACAGACGAAGAAAUGCCAGACUCACAACAACAACUCCCACCCGAAGACGGCAUCGAACAACUCGUCGGCACCUGGGCCGCUCAAAACUCCUCCGCCCUCGAACACCGCGGCUCCAACCUCGAAUUCGAGCUCUCCCGCCUCAAAUUCGUCGAACUCUACACUUCUCCCCAAACCACCUCUCCAGAUGACCCAUUCUCCGGCCCCCUCCGCGCCCUCGAAUACGCCCGCACCACCUUUCCCGCCUUUUCCACCCGCUACCGCCACGAAACAUCCCUCCUCCUCGGCUCCCUCGCCUUCUCCCCCUCUCUCCAAACCUCACCCUACACGACCUUCUUCCAGACCCCAUCCCUCUACACCUCCGCCUCGGAAUCCUUCACCCGGGAAUUCUGCGGUCUUCUCGGCCUCUCCUCCCUCUCACCACUCUACACAGCCGUCACAGCCGGUGGAAUCGCCCUCCCCAUCCUCACCAAAGUCGAACGCGUGCUAGAAGCCAGUCGAGGACAAUGGACGAGCGUCAACGAAUUACCCGUGGAAACCCCCUUGCCGGAUGGAUUUGCGUUCCAUCAGAUUUUCGUGUGUCCCGUGAGUAAAGAGCAAGGCACGGAUGCGAAUCCGCCGAUGAUGUUGCCAUGUGGACAUGUCAUUGCGAGGGAGAGUUUGGAGGCGCAUAGUAAGGGCAAAGCGAGGAUGAAGUGUCCGUAUUGUCCGCAGGAGUGUCAUCCGAGGGAGGCGAAGAGGGUGUAUAUUUGA